Molecule: messenger RNA, 1260 nt
Organism: Fonsecaea nubica
Lineage: Eukaryota; Fungi; Ascomycota; Eurotiomycetes; Chaetothyriales; Herpotrichiellaceae
Exons: 5
Coding region: 1-1260 (419 amino acids)
Biological process (GO): proteolysis
Molecular function (GO): serine-type exopeptidase activity; dipeptidyl-peptidase activity
Source: RefSeq, a predicted model, not a curated record
AUGUUUGUUUCCUUCGCUCUCCUUGCAUUGACAGCGGCACAGACUGCCUUUGGGCAGACCGGCGUCAACUGCACUCAUCCAACUGCAUUCUACGAUCAGAAGAUCGACCACAAUGCCACCAAGAGCGGGACUUUUAGACAACAAUAUCAACUUAUUAUGGACUACUACAAACCAGGAGGCCCUAUCCUGUUCCUGCAGGGAGCCGAGACCGCCAAUCUCUCGUGCUUGGAAGAGAUGGUCUUUGAAGACUGGGCGCCAACCUUGGGUGCUGCCGUGGUGCAACUCGAACACCGUUUCUUCGGCGUCAGCAAUCCAAGCACCGCCGCCAACGUUACCCAGCGCUUUGCCACACUCACCUUGGAGAACGUUCUUGGAGACUCUGUUGCUUUUGUCCAAUAUUUGAAGAAAAACAAUACCAAACUGAGAGAUGCCAAGGUCAUUGCACAUGGCGGCUCCUAUGGGGGUUGGCUCUCUGCCAUGCUCCGACUCAACCACCCAGAGACUUUCUAUGGCUCAAUUGCCUGGGCUGGACCAACCGAGAGCCUUGGGCCGAAUUCAUCAAAUCCUGCGCGUGGGAAUUGGUACACCUUUCUAUCGAACAUCUACUCGAGCUAUUCCGCGGAAGUUGCUGCGAAGAUAAAAGCUGCGCUGGCAACCUAUCAUGGCUACAUCAAGACCGGGACAAACUAUGAGGACCUCGCCCACGGGCUCAACCUCUGCGAGGUCCCGAAGAACACCAGCGAUCUGGACCUGAUCUACCAGUCACAGAUCCUCAACGCGUACACGGCCAACGCGCAGUUCAGCUACGGGGUCCUACCGGGUCUCCCGGGCCUCAUAGCCAACCCUCUCAACAAAGUCCUCAAUCUGACGCUCGAGGCCCACGGUGUCCUCGAAGUUAUCAAUGCCAGUCUCUCGGUCCUUUUCAACGGCGCCUGCGUCGACUGGGCGGGACAAAACGCAUUCAGCCUGGCCGGCGCCGAGCAACUCCCCUUCCAAUACCUUGAAUGCCGCUACUUUCCCAUUGCGGCGGACCUUAUCCCCUCCGGCACAAUCUUCCCCGCCGGCUCUCUCGGGUAUAGCAGCGACCGCGGCAAAUUCUGCUCCGAGACCUUCAACAUGACCAUCCCUACCCACCAGGAACUGUCGACGAAAUAUCACUUUACAACCAAGGACUUGCUCGCGGCGACACACCUGCUGUUCACCUUCGGCACCAUCAUCCCGUCUCCGGAUGGGCCCCGUGGCAGCUAUACGGACGAAUGA